Molecule: messenger RNA, 822 nt
Organism: Cyphellophora europaea CBS 101466
Lineage: Eukaryota; Fungi; Ascomycota; Eurotiomycetes; Chaetothyriales; Cyphellophoraceae
Product: nicotinate (nicotinamide) nucleotide adenylyltransferase
Exons: 2
Coding region: 1-822 (273 amino acids)
Biological process (GO): NAD+ biosynthetic process
Molecular function (GO): nicotinamide-nucleotide adenylyltransferase activity; nicotinate-nucleotide adenylyltransferase activity
Source: RefSeq, a predicted model, not a curated record
AUGGACGCCUACAACUUCCCUGAUGCCCGCCUCAAAAAGAAGCUCGAUGAUCCCUCAAAGACGCCUCUGUUGCUCGUUGCUUGUGGCUCAUUCUCACCAAUAACCUUCCUCCACCUGCGCAUGUUUGUUAUGGCAGAUGACUUUGUCAAACACACCACAAACUUCGAAGUCAUUGGCGGCUAUCUUUCGCCUGUCUCCGACGCAUAUAGAAAGCAAGGGCUCGCUCCAGCCGAGCACAGAGUGGCAAUGUGCCAGCUAGCCAUUGACAAGGCUUCCAACUGGCUAAUGGUUGAUACAUGGGAAGCCGAGAAGAAAGAGUACUCCCCAACCGCUCACGUUCUCGACCAUUUCGAUCAUGAGCUCAACGAGGUUCGCAAGGGCAUAGAUGCCGGUGAUGGUACCCGCAAGCCUGUCCGAAUUGCCCUCCUCGCUGGCGCCGAUUUAAUUCAGACCAUGUCUACUCCUGGCGUAUGGAGCGAGAGCGAUCUCGACCACAUCCUUGGCCGUUACGGCACAUUCAUCAUCGAACGCUCCGGCACUGAUAUCGAUGAGGCUUUGGCCAGUCUACAACCGUAUCGCGAGAACAUACAUGUCAUACAGCAACUCAUUCAGAAUGACGUCAGCAGCACAAAGAUUCGACUAUUCUUACGACGAGGCAUGAGUGUACAGUAUCUCAUUCCGGCACCCGUCGUUGAAUAUAUUGAGCAAAACCAUCUUUUCGGUGAGGACGGUCGUACUUCAAGCAUGACUUCUGCCACUCAGCAAAGCAGUGAAAAGGGCAAAGAGCCGGCCGAGCCAGCCGAAUCAGCUACGACUUCGUAA